Molecule: messenger RNA, 855 nt
Organism: Heterostelium album PN500
Lineage: Eukaryota; Evosea; Eumycetozoa; Acytosteliales; Acytosteliaceae
Gene: rps4
Product: eS4 family ribosomal protein
Exons: 2
Coding region: 1-855 (284 amino acids)
Biological process (GO): translation
Cellular component (GO): ribosome; cytosolic small ribosomal subunit
Molecular function (GO): structural constituent of ribosome; RNA binding
Source: RefSeq, a predicted model, not a curated record
AUGAAUUUUCAAUUUUUUGUAUUUUUAAAAUUUUUCGCACUAAGUCUCACUACUGAGACACACCCACCAACAGCCUCAAAUCAUAUCCUUAAAACUCUUUUCUCUCCUUUUCGCUCUUCAUAUCAAAAGAUGGCUCCAAGACCAUCCCCAGGUCCACGUAAGUUGAAGGAAUGUCUUCCACUCUGUAUCAUCCUCAGAAACAGAUUAAAGUAUGCCUUGACCAGAAACGAAGUCACCAAGAUCGUUAUGCAAAGACUCGUCAAGAUCAACGGUGUCGUCAGAACUGAUGUCAACUUCCCAGUUGGUUUCAUGGAUGUCGUCUCGAUCGAGAAGACCAACGAGAACUUCCGUUUGUUGUUCGAUACCAAGGGUCGUUUCCAAUUGCAACGUAUCCAACCAAACGAAGCCAAGUUCAUCUUGACCAAGGUCACCAAGGUCGAGACUGGUCUCCAAGGUAUCCCAUACCUCCACACUGACAACGGUCACACCUACCGUUACCCAGAUCCAGCCAUCAAGAUCCACGAUACCGUCAAGAUCGAUUUGGAGACCAGCAAGAUCGUCUCAUUCGUUCCAUUCGAGCUCAACAACUUGUGUAUGAUCACCGGUGGUCACAAUUUGGGUCGUGUUGGUGUCAUCACCAACCGUGAGCGUCAUCUUGGUUCAUUCGAUAUCGUCCACGUCACUGACUCUGUUGGUCACUCUUUCGCCACUCGUCUUUCCAACGUUUUCAUCAUUGGUAAGGGUUCAACUACUUUCGUAUCCCUCCUCGCCGGUAAGGGUGUCAAGAAGUCACUCAUCGACGAGCGUAACGCCGCCCUCAAGAAGAAGGGAGAAAAGAUCGAAGUCGUUGCUUAA